Dermacentor silvarum is the source of this 1629-nucleotide messenger RNA. RefSeq names its product 2-oxoglutarate and iron-dependent oxygenase JMJD4 (gene JMJD4). The record is from RefSeq and is a predicted model, not a curated record. The coding region runs from base 392 to 1384 and encodes 330 amino acids. Gene Ontology annotation, molecular function: sequence-specific DNA binding; histone H4R3 demethylase activity. Gene Ontology annotation, cellular component: cytoplasm; nucleus. NCBI's taxonomy places the organism in Eukaryota, Metazoa, Arthropoda, Arachnida, Ixodida, Ixodidae. Gene Ontology annotation, biological process: positive regulation of translational termination; protein hydroxylation; negative regulation of gene expression. The transcript is spliced from 7 exons.
UUCAGGCAAUGGCCGAUCGCGGCAUGGAGGAUUGCGUCUGCAUCGAGCGGCCCAGCGCGAAAUACUGAAAAAAAAGCUGACAGCUUAUUUGUCGCAAAAUUUGUGAGACGGCAAACUGUGCGAGCAUGAGAUGAGGCUGCAGCUGGCUGGAGAACAUGUCCUCCGAAUGCCUUAGUGAUCGCAUAGAGCGAGUGAAGUUGCAGUGUUUAAGUGUUUCGUCUCACAAAUGUGACGAAGAAAAUGUGUUUAAACGAUUGGAAAAGUCGCCAGUGAAUGGGUUGACAGCUCCGGCUGUCCGAAGUUGGAAUUCCUCAAGUCUUCGUUCGGAUCAGCCACCGUACCCGUCUCCGACUGCAGCGUCAAGCAAUACGACUCCCCAUCAUGUUGCGAGAUGUCGUUUUCAGAGUAUGUGGACUACUGGCAAAAGCUCAUCGACUCUGGGCACGACUAUUGUGCGAACCCGUGCCUGUACCUCAAAGACUGGCAUUUCACCAGGGAUUUUCCCACCUAUGGCCCUUAUACUACACCAAAAUAUUUCAGUUCUGACUGGCUUAAUGAGUAUUGGGACUUAAGGACUGAUGUAAAGGAUGACUUUCGCUUUGUGUACAUGGGACCCAAAGGAUCAUGGACACCACUGCACACGGACGUGUUCAAGUCGUACAGUUGGUCUGCCAACAUCUGCGGGAGAAAGCUUUGGUACCUAUUCCCUCCACGCGAAAGUCAAGUCAACAAGGGAAAGAAGAACAAGCUGCCAUGCGACGUCAAUACUCUGCUGGAGGAGAGUGUCAAAGACGCCGCUGAGGCACCAAACCUUCUGAAAGAGGGAAAAAAUGCGCCAUACUUGAAAGUAAUUCAAAACCCCGGAGAGAUUAUAUUUGUCCCAAGUAAUUGGUACCAUCAAGUCCACAACCUGGAUGACACGAUCUCAAUCAACCAUAACUUUCUUAAUGCUUGCAAUGUUAAGACAGUAAUGAUCAAUCUGAUGGCUGCAUUAAUUGAUGUUCAAGAGGAAAUAGCGGCCUUUCAAGACACUGACGGAUUUCAGGAGCAUUGUCAAGCUAUGCUGAGAGCUCACUUUGGCAUGAAUGUGGCAGACUUUUGCGCGAUGCUUGAAGCGAUCUUGAGACGAAGAAUAGAAAUGUUUAAAGUGCCUCCAGCGCAACGAGGUGCUGCUUAUCUCACCAAGGAAGCACUUACUUAUGACGUGACAGCUGCCUUGUUCUGCCACAAGGAAAUACUGGAGUGGCCUGCUCCCAUAUUGGAAACAGCACAUAUCACCAAAGAACUUGCAUGUCAACUUGGGAAGGACCUAGAAGAACUAGGUGAGCUAGACAACAACGUGGAACAUUCAUUGGACAUUGUGCAGCCUGCCCUGGUGAUGUAGAAUGAAGAAUUCUCGUUGCUGCAAUAGGUCUGAGUAUUUGCAUUACUAAAUAGUGAGAAUCCUUGUUUUCUAUAAGAAAGUUGUGAUAAGAGCCAUGUUCUGCCGAGUACUUUCGCACCGUAUGUAAAUGUGCCUAUAUAUUUAAUGCAGUUCUUGUAGACUUUUAAUUGUGUAAUUAGGAAGAAAUGUGUGACUAGUCCUCCACGGUAUGAAUUUUAUGAGAAUAAAGGUGUUCUUUUCAUGCA